Messenger RNA from Anopheles maculipalpis, 552 nucleotides. Its product is annotated as mpv17-like protein. The coding region runs from base 1 to 552 and encodes 183 amino acids. Lineage: Eukaryota; Metazoa; Arthropoda; Insecta; Diptera; Culicidae. Gene Ontology annotation, cellular component: cytoplasm; membrane. The transcript has a single exon. The record is from RefSeq and is a predicted model, not a curated record.
AUGUGGUGGAAGUUCAUCGUAGAGGUGACCAAUGAGUACAAAAUUCUCCGCGGCAUGAUCUCCUACUCGGCGCUCUGGCCAGCCGGAUGCCUCAUACAGCAAACGUUCGAGGGUAAGCGACUCAAAAACUAUGAUUGGGAGCGUUGUCUGCGUUACAGCCUGUACGGUACGUUCGUGUCGGCGCCCAUGCUCUACACCUGGAUGCGCUGUGCCAACAUUAUGUGGCCUCGGACGGACGUUCGGUCGUCGCUGGCGAAAGCGUUCACUGAGCAGGGUGCAUAUGACCCGUUCGCGAUCGUUCUGUUCUUCUAUGGCAUGAGCAUCCUGGAGCGCCGAUCGCAGCAGCAAGCUGGCGAAGAGGUUCGGUCCAAAUUUUGGGACACUUACAAGGUGGGAUUCUUCUACUGGCCAGUCGUGCAGACGUUGAACUUUUCGCUGGUCAAACCCAAGAACCAGAUUGUCAUUGCCGGAUUCUUCAGUCUCAUCUGGACAACAUUUUUGGCGUAUUCGAAAUCAAGCCAAAAGCAGCAACCGAUUCAACAGGUGGCGUAG